Molecule: messenger RNA, 2426 nt
Organism: Priapulus caudatus
Lineage: Eukaryota; Metazoa; Priapulida; Priapulimorpha; Priapulimorphida; Priapulidae
Product: glyoxalase domain-containing protein 4-like
Exons: 9
Coding region: 59-949 (296 amino acids)
Source: RefSeq, a predicted model, not a curated record
UUUAUUAGGGUUGUGUGCGGCCAUAGAUUUUUUUCAAUCUUUUCUGCUUUCUAAUAAAAUGGGUACAAUAAGACCUUUGCAUUUUGUGUUUAAAGUCGGCGAUCGUGCAAGGACUGCACAUUUCUAUCGCGACAUCUUGGGCAUGAAGGUUUUGAGGCAUGAGGAGUUCAAAGAAGGUUGCAAAGCUGCUUGUAACGGACCAUUUGAUGGUCAGUGGAGCAAGACAAUGGUGGGCUACGGACCAGAAGACGAUCAUUUUGUCGUAGAGCUCACGUACAACUACGGAAUAGGAUCCUACAAACUUGGCAAUGACUUUGCAGGUUUCUAUAUGAAAUCUCGCGAGGUAAUUGAACGAGCGAAGGAGAAUGACUGGCCGCUAAGCAUGGAAGACUCCUAUUGUAUACUAGAGGCACCAGGCGGAUACAAGUUUUUCGUGAUGGACGAACUGCAGCCUACAGAUCAUGACCCAGUACUGAAGGUGGCGUUGAACGUAUCAAACUUACCCAAGUCUGUCAAGUACUGGGCUGGCUUGCUUGGGAUGACGGUGUAUUCUAAGACGGAUGCGACGGCAGAACUCGGUUACUCAGAGAGUAAGUGUCGUCUGCUGCUGCGCGCUGCUGGGCAGACGAUCGACCGCGCGACUGCAUUCGGGCGUGUCGCGUUCUCUUGUCCGGCCGCUGACCUCCCGGCAAUCGAAUCGUCGGCAGCGGCGGCCGGCCACACGAUCCUCACGCCACUGGUCAGCCUGGACACGCCGGGCAAGGCUACGGUCAGUGUGGUCAUCCUAGCCGACCCAGAUGGUCAUGAGAUUUGUUUUGUGGGAGACGAAGCGUUCUCUGAGCUGUCAAAGGUCGAUCCCAAGGCUGGCCGACUUCUCUCUGAGGCAAUCUUUGCGGACAAGAGCGCUAACUGGUACGCGAAAAAGGGCAAGCAGAAACCGACAGCAUAAACUCGUGGCGCCCUCUGUGGUGGGAUGGCAAGGCGUGCGGAUAUGUCGCCCUCAUCUGUACAGUUGUGAAUUUUAAACUGAUUCAAACGAUUUGUCUGUGGGCAUCCGACCAAAAUCCAACCGAUAGUUUGAUAAUCCAGGGACGUGAGACCUCAUAGCAGACAUUCAUAGUCCAAGAGACUGCCCCAAAGAAGAGCGCAUUAAUUCUAGAAAUAUGAACCUUAUCUCAAAAUGUGAAUCGUUUCUACUGCAAUCCACAGUGUUGGUCUGUGAAUUUCAUCAAUGAUAGGCUUUUCUCUUCUUUAAGACAGUCCUAUGAUUUUAGUUGAUGAAUAGAAUGAUAUUUGGUAUGAGGUUUCGUCUCUGGGUUCUCAAACUAUUGACUGAAUUUUGGUUGAAUGCUUAAAAGAUAAAUUGGCUGAGUUGUUUUUCAAAAGUCACAACCCAUCCGUACGCCGUCAUGUACUUACCUGUAGUGGUUGCUUGUUGCUACGACGAUUCAAACAUCGAGGGUCUGAUGGGUCCAUAAUUUUUCUAGGUUUAAUUCAGCACCUUAAUUUUGCUCGUUUAAAUCUUCGUUAUUCUGUAGCGUGUUCGUUAAUUGCAUUGUUGUUAUCGGGUGUUAAAUUUUAUUUCGAUCAUUGAGUGUGCUGCUUGCUGGAGUGUUGGUCUGCUAGAGUUUAACAAUUGCAUUAGGUAACUAUUUGUCAGAUUUGUUUAGUGAUUUUGUGAAUUUUAGAAGGUGUAAUAGUGACUUUACUAGUAUGUGUGCGUUAAUUAGAGUGUUAAAUUCUGUUUCGGUUGUUGUGUGUGCCGCUCUCUAGAUUGUUGGUCUGGUAGGGUUUAACAACAAUUGCACCGCGUAGCAAAUGGUGACAUUUAUUACCUCAGGAUACCGUAGGAUAUAUUUCCGAACUCAGGCCUAGGCCUCUGUGUUCAGCUCCUGCUUUCUACGUGCUCCCGGUGGAGAAGUGCGGUAGUCGUAGUAGUGAAGACUCUCAUUCUGCCACUGACGAUCCAGUCGAGCCUCGAAUGUUUUUAGGUUAGGUGAGCACACUGUGUUGGCGCUUAUUCAGUGCCCUUGUGAGUUUUAGAACGUAUAUUAACAACUUUCAAUGAGUGUCAUGCGAUUCGUAGAUGGGCACCAAUCUGUGAUAUGACUGGGCACAAGCUAGUGCAAGCUACCAAAUAUUCCCACCGAGCCAGACUGUGACGAUUUUGGAGAUUUUAUUUGCUUUUGCGACUUUUUUUUAAAGUUAAUCUCAAUUUCUCGUUAUUAUAUAAAGGAAAGAUAUAUUUCAAUGGUUUGUAAAUAUAGAGGUGAAUAAAUCGUGUAAUAGUUUUGCGUGAUCACAUAGCAUAGAAAAUUUAAUGUAAAACGUAUAUGUUGUUGUAAUGCACUAUUUAAACAGCCGUCAAUAUAUCACUAAAUGUUUGUAGUGAAAACAAUUAAACAACAUUUUUAUAUAACUAAAAA